Fusarium venenatum is the source of this 2772-nucleotide messenger RNA. RefSeq lists its product as uncharacterized. The record is from RefSeq and is a predicted model, not a curated record. Lineage: Eukaryota; Fungi; Ascomycota; Sordariomycetes; Hypocreales; Nectriaceae.
AUGCAGCACUUGGGCGACGUUUACCAAGGCGAUUGGAUGAAGUAUGUCAGAGUUGGUUAUUUUGAGGCCCUUGACGACUGUUGUUCGAUCAAACGUUUUAACUGGACCUAUGAGAGCUUUGUAAGCUUUCCAAAGCAACAUGGCUAUCGAAUCGAUGGAAAUCAUAGGCUACAUGAGUCAGGGCUACCUCGUAGCUGUACCGAACUUGAGCGUCCUGCCUUUAUGCAAGCGUGGUUGUUCUUUAUGCUCAUUCAUUGCGUUGUCCGUGAUGACAAGAACCCAUUUCUGGACCGCAAAGCCCUCGUCGAUAAACGUCAACUCAACACCAAAGAUUUGCCUAAAGCCUUGAACGAUUGGAGCAGUCACAUGAUAAAACUUUAUCAGACGGAUGCAAGGGCUGCCACUAUGAGAAUCUUGGAAGCAAAUCAGAUCCUGGAGCUUGCCAAACAGGUAGUUCUGGCGAAUUUGGCAGAAACUCCGCCAUUGACACAUUCUGCAACCACUGGUAAUACGCGGAGAAACGGAAACCGAAGCCUUGCAGUUCAGCCUAUCGACCAGCGAAAUAUCUGCAUAAUGAUACUCGGAGAGACUUUAUCUGCAGUCCUGACGAGACUGAUAAAAAAGUGCAAUGUCAAACUUUCAGGAUGGGAGUUAGAUGAUGGAGGUGGUUGGGGACCUCCCGCUUACGUUUCCAAUGUGAUGAGCAAGGACUGGUGUCCUCGAUCUCAAGCAACUAUCAAAGGGCAACUUGGUCGGAAUGCUACCCUCCUAUACAUUACGCUCUUGGCGCAUCAUGACAACCUCCAUAAUCGACAUUCUCAGUUCAGCCAUACAUUCGAGGAGCACUGCACGCCUUUAAGUUGCCCAUUUAUCGAAGCUGAGCAUGACCUUGAACAAGGACGAAGCUACAGCCCAUCACAUCACCCCACCUGUGGAAUGCAAGACAAGUGUGAUAUGGUGGGGCCUAUAGAAGAACAUGUUUUAAAGGUCCUGGAAGAGGAUGACAAUUCUAGGACAGGGUCCUUUCCUUUGAUGAGGGUUUUCAAAAAUGUUGAAACAGACAAAUUGGAAGUGAAAGUUGAGGCCUGGAAACAGGGAACCGCAUUUGCGACAAUAUCUCAUGUUUGGUCCCAAGGAUUAGGGAACAGGAUUGAGCGAAAGAUCCGCAUGUGCCAGCUUGUGGCGAUUCAAAACCUAGUGUCCAAGGUCUUUGAAGACGGAGGUUCACAUCCUUUUUGGCUCGACACAUUCGCCAUUCCGCAAGCGCGCGUGGAAACUUCAAGGCAUACAAAACUGAAACAAAAGGCUACUGGAUUGAUCCACCAUAUUUUCAAAACUGCUCAACACUGCAUAAUAAUUGAUCGUCAUGUUAUGACAGCGGGAAGAACCUUCAACUGCGGCCGAACGAUUGGAGCUGAGCUCCUAGCGAGUGGAUGGAUGAUGCGGUUAUGGACACUCCAAGAAGCCUUCGUUAGCCGUCAAUUGCACAUUGCACUAUGUGAUCAAGAAGAGCACCAAAGAGAACCCCCAAGCCUUGACGGGAUAUGGUUGAUGAGCGAAGACCAGGAAGCAUUUGCGGAGUCGAUGACGGAAAUGAUGAAACGCAAGGUAGAUCAAGGUCUCAUGAAGGGGAACUCGAUAGAGUCUGUGGCCGACCAAAGCAACACUGAGCGUGCCCUACUAAUUGCGAGCGCCUGGGGAGCAGUUAGGUAUCGAACCACGAGAAAUCCAGGAGAGGAAACAUUAGCCUUAUCAAGCUUGCUUGGUAUUCCGAUCUCCCGGGAUGAUAACGGUGAAGAUCCUUCCACGACUCGGGUCGAAGAUCUUGAGACAUUGAUGGUGAGGUUUUGGACGGCGAUCAGCAGACAUCCCGUACUUGGGAAGGCAAUCCCACCCGGCAUAAUCUUUCUAUCAGGGAAGAGACUCUCCCGUAAAGGUUUCCGCUGGGCGCCUGCUACUUGGAUGUCAGGUGUGGUGGAGGCAUAUCCAUUUCCCUUGGAUAAUCCAAAGUUUCCGACACAGCUGAUCAGCGAAGGUCUCGUCGUACAGUUUCCAGGCUUUCUACUACACUCAAACACAAAUAAACUCCAUGAUAUAAUCUCGACGAACAGCAAUCGAAAUGCUUUCGACUUUUGCGUUGGCAGAGGAUUAAAUGAGUGGUACAGAGUGGUCGCUGCAAGAAAGAAGAACCAAGCUGCCAAUGGCUCGGCGACAAGCCUGGACAACGGGAACCACGAUCAGCAUCAGAUUUCGCAAGACCUGAAAAAGAGACUGAAUGCGGGCUCAUCUUUGAGAAUUGGUAUAAUACUUUCUCGUCCGCGUCCAGUGGAGGUACAAGGUGAGAUCGGACUACUGGUCGAGAUAUAUAGCGAGAAGCCCUGCCGUUCCGAGGAUGGUCACCCUAUCGUUCCAGGCUCCUGCUUGUAUUGUAGGAUAGUCCGUCGCGUAGAGGUCACGCGACUGUCGACGAGUGCUGUAGAAGACUCGUUACGCCAAGAAGGAGAUUGGCUACCGCCUGGUGAUGAUCCCAUACUGAGCAGACAUGAGAAGUUCAGGCAGGAGAAGAUAGCUGGAGUGCAUAUGGAUGACACCCAAGGAUGGUGCGUGGACGGUUUCACUAGCAGGCAACCGCUUCAUUCUAUAACUGCCCUAUCGAGAAGACAUACUGGGAUUCCCCAGCCUGUUGAGCGACCUGUUGAGGAUCCCGGUAUCUUUAGCAGACUUAAACGGACAUUGACAGUUGGCGGCAGGUUUGAGAGUUCAGAUCAAUGA